AUGUUGAGAAACAUAUGGUGGACUUUAUCAGCAUCGAUUUUCUUGUAUAUACUGUGUCUUCCAUCAUCGGAGGCAGGAAUCUUGUGGUGGAUUUUUUGUUUCCUUUUUGGAGGCGAGGAAGCUUGCGGAUCUGACGGAUCGGGAUUUAUUGUUCCUAAUAGCACUAUGGAUUUGUCAGGGCAAGGUGGUUCACAUUCAUCCGGAGGUGGAUCGUCACAUACAGUGGACAGUAGGGAGUGA
Molecule: messenger RNA, 240 nt
Organism: Trichobilharzia regenti
Lineage: Eukaryota; Metazoa; Platyhelminthes; Trematoda; Strigeidida; Schistosomatidae
Source: the annotation of a GenBank genome assembly